AUGAAAAUAUUAAGCUGGAACUGCCAAGGGCUUGGCAACCCUUGGACAGUUAAGUCUCUCCGGGAUUGGUGCUGGAGGGAAAGGCCAAAUGUUGUCUUCCUAAUGGAGACAAUGAUCGAUUCUAAGAGUCUAGAGAGGGUUCGUAAUAUAUGUGGCUUCUCGGAGGGUAUUUGUCUUAGUAGUGCGGGAAAUUCGGGUGGAAUUGGUUUCUGGUGGCGUGACAUAAAUGUGUCGACGAGCUCCUUCUCGUCGCAUCACUUCAGUGCAGACAUAUGUGAUCAGGACAAUGUGGCAAUAUGGAGGGCGGUAGGUGUGUACGGAUGGCCGGAACAGGAAAAUAAGCAUAAGACUUGGUCUCUCAUGGCCAACAUUACAGCAAGCAGUGAGCUUCCAUGUCUUUUCUUCGGUGACUUCAACGAGAUACUCAGCUCAAUAGAGAAGGAAGGGGGUGUUGUGAGAGAGGAGAAAUGGAUGGAUGCAUUUAGGGGGGCUGUAGAUGUCUGUGGGUUACGUGAUAUGGGCUAUAAAGGUAGCUGCUUUACAUGGAAGAGGGGAAAAACCCCGGAGACGUUUAUAAGGGAGCGGCUUGACAGGUUCUUGGCGGAUACCGAAUGGUGUAAUCUAUUCCCUCACUUCUCCGUGAGGCAUUUCCCCAUAUAUAGCUCCGACCAUGCCCCUAUUUUGUUAGAUGCUAGCAACUACUAUGAGCGUGGAGGCAACGUGAAGGCUUUCAAGUUCGAGGCCCUGUGGCUGUCUAGUGAGGAGUGUGGGAAAGUGGUGGCGGAUGCGUGGGCUAGCUGUGUUGGGGAACAGGCAGAUCAGAGACUUUCCCGGUGUGCGGAACGGUUGACAUCAUGGGCUGCUGAUUAUUUUGGGAGCAUUAAGAAGAGAAAAAAGGUGGUAGAAGAACAACUGAAAAUAGCGCAAGCUAGACAUCCUGAUGCGACUAUGUUCGAGACUUGUUCCCUUCUAUCGACCGAACUUGAUGAGCUACACAGACUAGAGGAGUCUUAUUGGCACGCGCGAGCCAGGGCUAAUGAACUAAGAGAUGGGGACCGUAAUACGGCAUACUUCCAUCAUAAAGCCAGUCACCGCCGGCGAGUGAACGGCAUUAAAGGACUCCUAGAUGAUAAUGACAAAUGGUGUAGUAGCAAAGAUGAGUUGGAAGCUAUUGUCUCAAAUUAUUUCUCGGUUCUUUUUGCAUCAGAAACUCCUGUGGGGUUCGACGAUGCUAUGGCUGGAAUUACAAGAGUGGUUACGUGUGAUAUGAAUGAUAUUUUUGAUAAAGAACCAACAGCCGAGGAAAUAAAGGAAGCUCUUUUCCAAAUGCAUCCGAACAAAGCUCCUGGCCCAGAUGGUAUGCAUGCUUUAUUUUUUCAAAAAUUUUGGCAUAUUUUGGGUAAUGAUGUUGUUGUUUUUGUGAAAAAUUGGUGGAACGGAAGUAUUGAUUUAAAUGCAGUAAACAAAACUUGUGUGGUGCUUAUUCCGAAAUGCGAAAAUCCCAAACGUAUUACGGAAUUUAGGCCCAUAAGUUGCUGUAAUGUUCUCUAUAAAAUUAUCUCAAAAACCAUGGCAAAUAAGUUGAAACCAUUUCUGGGGAAUAUUAUCUCAGUCAACCAAAGUGCUUUUGUUCCGAAAAGAUUGAUUACUGAUAACGCCUUAGUGGCUUUUGAGAUUUUUCACUCAAUGAAGAGGAAGGCUGGGGGUAGAGAGGGGUCGGUGGCUCUGAAACUGGACAUGAAAAAGGCUUAUGAUAGAGUUGAAUGGUCUUUCCUGGAGCAGGUUAUGUACAAAAUGGGCUUUGGUGACAAUUGGGUCCGAAGGAUAAUGGACUGUCUAUCUAGCGUAUCCUUCUCUUUCAAGAUUAAUGGGAGGAUAUCUGGGUCCGUGAUCCCGUCAAGGGGGCUUCGUCAAGGUGAUCCAAUCUCUCCCUAUUUGUUCCUUAUUGUUGCUGAUGCUUUUUCUACUUUAUUAUCAAAGGCAGCCAGGGAAAAUAGGAUUCAUGGAAUAAAGAUUUGUAAUGGUGCCCCCAAAGUAUCUCAUUUAUUCUUCGCCGACGACAGUAUACUUUUUGCAAAAGCGUCUGUAGGUGAGUGCUCGGUUAUAGCUGACAUCAUCAGCAAAUAUGAGAGAGCAUCCGGUCAAAGUGUCAAUCUAGACAAAACAGACGUGGUUUUCAGCAAAAGUGUGAAUGUUAUUCGGAGACAGGAAAUUGUUACAACUUUGGGGGUAAAAGAAGUAGAAAAGCACGAGAAAUACCUGGGACUACCUACUAUCAUCGGAAAAUCAAAGAAAAUGGUUUUUGCAAGCUUGAAGGAGAGAAUAUGGAAAAAGUUACAAGGAUGGAAGGAGAAACUACUAUCAAGGCCGGGGAAGGAGGUUUUGAUUAAGGCGGUGGCACAAGCUAUUCCGACUUAUAUGAUGAGUAUAUUUAAAAUUCCCGAUGGUUUUCUUGAUGAAAUUCAUGCUCUAUGUGCUCGGUUUUGGUGGGGUUCGGAUGGUACAAAUAGGAAGAUGCACUGGCAUAGCUGGGAGACGAUGUGCAAACCAAAGGCUAUGGGAGGUAUGGGUUUUCGUGAUCUCAAAGUGUUUAAUCAAGCCCUCCUAGCCAAGCAAAUGUGGCGCCUUCACAAUAACCCGGGAACUAUUCUUCACUCUCUGUUGAAAGCGCGCUACUUUAAAAAUAAUGAAGUGUUGGAUGCUCGUAGGGGAUUUGACCCAAGCUACUCAUGGAGAAGCAUGUGGGGUGCAAAGUCACUGUUGCUAGAUGGUGUACGGUGGAGAGUGGGAAACGGCCAAAGCAUUCUGGUGUGGCGGGACAACUGGCUUCCUGGGAAUAAUGCAACACUUAGCCCACGUUCUUCCCAUGUGCCUGACCCCGACCUUCGUGUGAGUGACUUACUUGACCCCGUAUGUGGGGAAUGGGAUUCUAGCCUAGUGCAGCAGCUAUUUGAGGAUGAGGUAUGUGAACAAAUCUUCAAGUUACCUCUAUCUUGUUCCCUCCCUAGUGAUUCGCUCUUUUGGUGGCCAUCUAAGGAUGGGGAGUACACCGUGAGAUCGGGGUAUUGGUUGGGACGAAUGGGGCGGUUGAGGGUGGAGCUGGAUGGUAUGGAUGAGGAUAAUAAAGAUACCUGGCGGACAGUAUGGAGUAUUGGAGGACCACCUAAACUGGGACACUUUCUCUGGCGAGCUUGUAGAGGAAGCAUGGCAGUCAAGGAUGUCUUAUUUCGGAGGCAUAUAGCAGCUAAUGAUAUGUGCGGAUGUUGUGGUGUGGAGACCGAAUCAAUCAUCCAUGUUCUGUUCAACUGUACCGUGGCUAAGGAGACUUGGAGGGGGAGCCCAUUUGCUGAUCUCAUUAAUGAUGCCCCAAGCUCCAACUUCGCGGCAAGAUUGCUAUGGUUGCGUAGUAAGGUUUCGAGAGAGGAGCUGAAACGAAUCGCGGCAAUUGCUUGGGCCAUUUGGUAUUGCAGGAACAAACGUGUAUAUGACAAUGAACAGACCAACUGCCCUAUGGUUGCUGCGAGCUUUGUCAAGAUGGUGGAAGAACACGGAACAUACAUUAAAAAUAUAAGCAGCUACCGCCGCCCAACUAUGCCUAUUUCGGCUAUGACCUGGUCUUGCCCACCAAGGGGGAUGGUUAAAAUCAAUGUUGACGCCCAUGUUACUGCUACCUAUGCGGGGCUUGGAGUUGUGGUGAGAGAUGAGGUGGGGAAGCUAAUGCUCAUAGCGACGAAGAGAGUGAAUGGGGGUCUAAUGCCCGAUGCUGCAGAGGCAAUGGCAGCAAGGUAUGGUGCAGUGAUAGCACGGAGGUUUGGGUAUACUAAUGUAUGGCUUGAAGGGGAUGCACUUGCGGUGGCUAAGGCUGUGGAUGCAAACACAAAGGGUCUCUCCCCUUUAUUUCUGAUUUAUGAUGAUAUAGGUGAUAUUGGUAAACAAUUUAGUGCUUUUAUUAUUUCUCACAUUAGAAGGGCAGGGAAUACAGUAGCUCAUCUCGUGGCAAGAUGGGACACAAGGGGUAGUACGGAAUUAAUUUGUAUGAACUCCUUCCCGCAAAGUAUUAAUACUUUAGCGGAACUUGAUUUGCAAUAA
This is a messenger RNA of Spinacia oleracea (spinach), 4089 nucleotides long. RefSeq lists its product as uncharacterized. The record is from RefSeq and is a predicted model, not a curated record. The transcript has a single exon. Lineage: Eukaryota; Viridiplantae; Streptophyta; Magnoliopsida; Caryophyllales; Amaranthaceae. Gene Ontology annotation, molecular function: RNA-DNA hybrid ribonuclease activity; nucleic acid binding. Bases 1 to 4089 code for a protein of 1362 amino acids.